AUGGAACGGAGAAGCCAGCACAGCCUGGCAGCCAACCAGCGCCCUCUCUCCCUCCCAGCGCCUGCCCAGGCUGCACCAGUGGCCUCUGCAGAAACACAGGAGACUGGAGCGGCCCCGGCCCAGGAGAACCCGGUGGACAUGGGGGCCGAGGAGACAGGGGCCCCCACCCCAGCGGGCCAGAGGUCCUGGCUGGUGCGGCAGAUCUCACUGUUACUGCGGCGGGACCGGCAGGCCCAGAAGGCCGGGCAGCUCUUCUCGGGGCUCCUGGCCCUCAACGUGGUGUUCCUGGGCGGGGCCUUCAUCUGCAGCUCCAUCUCCAACAGCGUGGCCCUCACGCUGGGCGACGUGUGGGUCCUGCUGGCCGUGCUGAAGGCCCUCUCCCUCCUCUGGCUCCUCUACUACGCGGCGGGCACCACCCGCCGGCCGCACGCCGUGCUCUACCGGGACCCUCACGCGGGGUCCAUCUGGGUGCGGGGCUCCCUGCUGCUCUUCGGCAGCUGCGCCGGCUGCCUCAGCGUCUUCCACGUGGGCUACGAGGUGAGCCACCUCUACUGUGAGUCGUGGCUGGAGCUCAUCUUCCCCGCCAUUGAGAUCGUCUUCAUCGGCAUCCAGACCUGGGUGCUCUGGAGACACUGCAAGGACUGCGUCCAGGCCCAGGGCAACUUCACUAGGUGUGGCCUGAUGCUGACCCUGGCCACAAACCUGCUGAUGUGGGUUUUGGCGGUCACCAACGACACCAUGCACCGCAAGAUCGAGGCGGAGCUCAAUGGCCUCAUGGACAAUUUCUCAGGCAAUGACAGCCACACCUGCCUGUGCCUCAACAGCACGGGGUGCCAGGUCUUCCAGAAGGGCUACCUGAUGCUCUACCCCUUCAGCACCGAGUACUGCCUGGUCUGCUGCGCUGUGCUGUUUGUCAUGUGGAAGAACGUGGGCCGCCGCCUGGCACCCCACGCGAGCGCCCGCCCCGGCACCCCGCCCUUCCACCUGCGGGGAGCCCUCUCCGGGCUGCUGCUGGGCCUGCUGGCCCUGGUGGCAGGCGUGGUUGUGUUCGUGAUCUUCCAGGUUGAAGCCAACGGCCCCACCAUCGCUCGCCGGUAUUUCAUCCUAUACUACGCCUUCUGCGUAGCCCUGCUAUCCGCCAUGAGCCUGGCGUGCCUGGCGGGCACGGCCAUCCACGGGCUGGAGGAGCGAGAAAUGGACACGGUCAAGAACCCCACCCGCAGCCUGGACGUGGUGCUGCUCAUGGGGGCGGCGCUGGGCCAGAUGGGCAUCGCCUACUUCUCCAUCGUGGCCAUUGUGGCCACGCGCCCCCACGAGCUGCUCGACCGCCUGGUCCUGGCCUACUCGCUGCUGCUCAUCCUGCAGCACAUGGCCCAGAACCUCUUCAUCAUCGAGGGCCUGCACCGGCGCCCGCUCUGGGAGGCCGCUGCGGAGGCGGAGCCACCCCGCGGGGGGCGGAGCCACUCCCAGCCGGAGCUGGGCCCCGGCCAGCCGCCGGCCUCGCCGCGGGCCUCCAUCCACUCCAACUGCCACCUCAACUGGAAGCGGCGGGCACUCAAGGAGCUCUCCCUCUUCCUCAUCCUCUGCAACAUCACGCUGUGGAUGAUGCCCGCGUUUGGCAUACACCCCGAGUUUGAGAAUGGCCUGGAGAAGGAGUUCUACGGCUACCGGACGUGGUUCACCAUCGUCAACUUCGGCCUGCCCCUGGGGGUCUUCUACCGCAUGCACUCUGUCGGGGGGCUUGUGGAGGUUUACUUGGGGGCCUGACGCUGCCCAAGGAGCUCACCCCUGGCAGAACCCCAAAGUGUCAAGGCUGGGAAAAUGUAGUCCAGGGGCCCUGAGCAGACGCCCCGUCCCAGGAGGCCUUAGGGAAGCCUGGUUGUCCCAAAGCCUCCCCUUCCCCAGAGCCUCACUACAGGGGCAGAGAGCGGGUCACGGUUCACGGUUCACAGCCCAAGGCCAAGAGCAGAACCUGAAUACAGAGCCUCUGAUGCCCACACCAAAGACAGCAUCUGCUUGCCCCUGCUCACUGCAUCAGUGCAGCCCAGGGUGUGCCCAGGAAGCCCCCACAGCGGCUCCGGGAGGGCCAGCCGAAAUGACUGAGUCUGGGGCGCAUGGAGACGGGUCCUUACCCAGCCAGGCCUCCGGGGCCUGCCUCCUGCUGGGGGCAGGGUGCAGGGUCCACGCUCAGCCCCGGGCAUCCCGGAAGCAGGCAGCUCCGCCCUCCUCUCCCCACACAAUCUAAUAAGCUCAUUAAUUAGCUACCAGGCAGGGUUCAACAGCUCUCUCCCGCUGCCAUAAACCCUGUUUGUUUGAUUGAUUAUAUUCGGGCUUCGUGGCAUUUGUUCCCAGAGUCAGAGCUACCACUCCGGGUACAGUGGGAAGGGACUGUCCUUCAGGGCAGGGCCAGGAGAGAUCUUGACCAGUUCUUGUCUGGCCCAGGGGAGAGGUGGAAAGAGGGGCCGGCUCCUCUUUCCACCCAUCCCCCGUCAGCACACCCUGUCUCUCUGACACAGAGCCCCGGUGACUCUCUGGAGGUGGCUCACCACGGGGGCUGUGGCUUUAGGCUGCUGGGUCCCCAGGUCUGCGGGACCCUCUGGCCACUGAGCAAGAAGGGCAGCUGUGACAGCCCAUCCAUCUCCCUGAGCCCAAGGCAAACACUGGGCUGGGCCCCGGGGUAAGGCCUAGGGGGCAGCCCCAGGCCUGCACAAGGCUUUGCACGCCUCUGGGCACCACCCCAUGAAGCUGAGCCCUGGCGAGCACAGAGUCAAAGCCCCAGGAGCCCCCAGUGGCUGCGUGAGGCCAGCAGCUCCCCUGGGACUCAUGCAGAAAGCUGGGUGGUGGGCCUCUCACGUCUCUUGGGUGGGCUCUUUCUCUGGGUGGCCACAGCCCAGGAGUCCAACUCUCCAGUGCCCCCCCCC
Molecule: messenger RNA, 2921 nt
Organism: Phyllostomus discolor (pale spear-nosed bat)
Lineage: Eukaryota; Metazoa; Chordata; Mammalia; Chiroptera; Phyllostomidae
Gene: OTOP3
Product: otopetrin 3
Exons: 6
Coding region: 1-1767 (588 amino acids)
Biological process (GO): proton transmembrane transport
Cellular component (GO): membrane
Molecular function (GO): proton channel activity
Source: RefSeq, a predicted model, not a curated record